Molecule: messenger RNA, 1986 nt
Organism: Owenia fusiformis
Lineage: Eukaryota; Metazoa; Annelida; Polychaeta; Sabellida; Oweniidae
Source: the annotation of a GenBank genome assembly
UUUCGAGCAAAAUCUGGAAAAUAAAAAACUGCUUCACGGGGAUCAACCUCAUCUAGAAAUAGCUAGAUCGUUUGAUAAAAUUGGUGCAACAUACCAUAAAAUGGGAGAUUACAAGAAGGCCUUUGAAUAUUAUGAGCAGAGUCUUGCAAUGGAAAAACUACUUUACGGAGACCAACAACAUCCAGAUAUAGCUAGAUCAUUGUGUAAUAUUGGUGCGAUGUACAGUGAAAUUGGAGAAUACAACAAAGCUAUUGAAUAUAACAAGCAGAGUCUCGCAAUGAGAAAACUACUUUACGGAGACCAACCCCAUCCAGAAAUGGCUACUUCAUUGGGUAAUAUUGGAUCAACGUACAGUGCAAUGGGAGAUUACAACGAGGCCAUUGAAUAUCGUGAGCAGAGUCUUGCAAUGGAAAAACUACUUCAUGGGGAUCAACCUCAUCCAGAAAUAGCUACAUCGUUGGAGAGUAUUGGUUCAGCAUACCAUCAAAAGGGAGAUUACAACAAGUCCAUUGAAUAUUAUGAGCAGAGUCUUGGAAUGGAAAAACUACUUCAUGGGAAUCAACCUCAUCCAGAAAUCGCUGCAUCCUUGGGUAUUAUCGGUAGAAUUUACAGGAAAAUGGGGGAUAACAAGCAGGCCAUUAAAUAUCAUGAGGAGAGUCUUGCGAUGAAAAUACUUCUUAACGGGGAUCAACCUUUUCAAGGAAUAGUCACUUCAUUGGAUAAAAUUGGGUCAAUUUACAGUGAAAUGGGAGAUUAUAACAAAGUCGUUGAAUAUCAGAAACAGAGUCUUGCAAUGAGAAAACUCCUCCACGGAGACCAACCACAUCCGGGAAUAGCUACUUCAAUGAACAAUAUUGGUUUAACAUACAGUGAAAUGGGUGAUUAUAAAAAGGCCAUUGACUAUCAUGAGCAGAGUCUUGCAAUGAAGAAACUACUUCACUUAGACCAAACACAUCCUGGAAUAGCUACUUCAUUGGGUAAUAUUGGUUUAGCGUACUAUCAAAUGGGAAAUUACAACAAGGCCAUUCAAUAUCAUGAGCAGAGUCUUGCAAUGGUAAAACUACUUCAUGGGGAUCAACCUCAUCCAGAUAUAGCUACAUCGUUGGGGAGUAUUGGUACAGCAUACCAUCAAAAGGGAGAUUACAACAAGUCCAUUGAAAAUUAUGAGCAGAGUCUUGCGAUGGAAAAACUACUUCACGGGAACCAACCUCAUGCAGAAAUAGCAACAUUGUUGGGUAAUCUUGGUACAAUGUACAAGCAAAUGGGAGAUAACAGCAAGGCCAUUGAAUAUCAUGAACAGAGUCUUGCAAUGGAAAAACUACUUCACGGGGAACAGCCUCAUACAAAAAUAGCUACAUUGUUGGGUUAUCUUGGUACAACGAACAGGCAAAUUGGAAAUAAAAACAAAAGCAUUGAAUAUCAUGAACAGAGUCUUGCAAUGGAAAAACAACUUCGUGGAGACCAACCAGAUCCAGUAGUAGCUACAUUGUUAGGUAAUAUUGGUUCAACAUACCAUCAAUUAGGAGAUUACAACAAGGCCAUUGAAUAUCAUGAGCAGAGUCUUGCAAUGAAAAAACUACUUCACGGCGACCAAUCUCAUCCUGAUAUAGCUACAUUGUUUGGCAAUAUUGGUUCAGCAUACCAUCAAAUUGGAGAUUACAACAAGGCAAUUGAAUAUCAUGAGCAGAGUCUUGCAAUGAAAAAAAGACUCCACGGAGACCAACCACAUCCAGGAAUAGCUACAUCGUUGUGUAAUAUUGGUUUAGUGUACAAUCAAAUGAGAGAUUACAACAAGGCCGUGGCAUAUCACGAGCAGAGUCUAGCAGUGCAAAAUCUACUUCACAGAAACCAACCACAUCCAGGAAUAGCUACAUCGUUGAAUAAUAUUGGUUUGGCGUACAGUCAAAUGGGUGAUAAUAACAAGGCCAUUGAAUAUCAUGAGCAGAGUCUUGCAAUGGAAAGACUACUUCACGGGGAUCAGCCUCA